Molecule: messenger RNA, 21395 nt
Organism: Porites evermanni
Lineage: Eukaryota; Metazoa; Cnidaria; Anthozoa; Scleractinia; Poritidae
Source: the annotation of a GenBank genome assembly
GAACUUUUAGAACUGGAGGUACAAGCUGUGUAAGAAGUUGUUUAAUAAUUCCCUCAGACAGCGAUCAGGUGUGAGAAGAUUUACUCUCUAUGUAUACGAGCACAAAUAAAAAUAAUGAAUACAAGGUGUGACGAGGAGCCUAAGCGAAAAAGACUAAAACAAAGCAGUAUUGAGGAGAGCUUCAAACGUCACCGCUCAAGCUUCAAAUCGAAGACAUCGCUUCAUCUGGCAGGUAUAAAUUAUUUAAAAAGUUAAUUCUUGGUGAAUGGGAUGUAAGCACGGGAUCGUAGCCCACAGAUGUCUUGGUUUCAGGGUUUGGAAUGGUUUGCUUAUGUUUCCGAUUGCUCUUGGAGUUUACGUAUCUUUAUUAGCAUGACAACAGCUGUGUACAGAUAAAAACCUUUAGGUUACUAAUUAAGCUUGAUUAUAUAAUUAUGUGAACAUUCGGUCAAGAAUAAAACCAAGGGGGAGUGGACCGCUUGGUCUAGUCAAUUAGAGUUAGCUACUUGAUGUAUUUUACUACUUAAUUGAUUUAUAAUUAGUAAGUUAGGGUUUGAUUUACUUAGUUAUUUGGUGAUAUUUUAUUUCAAAAUCCAAAAAUGUGUUUGUUUGAAUAGAAGAUGCUAACCUUUUCACAAAAGUUUCGGUUAAUCCACCAGAUUUCAGUCAUCAGGCUAAAAACUGAGAAAAGAAAGUAAGAACUGAUGUGGGAUUACUAUGAAUGGGCCACUAGAUUUAACAAUUUUAUGAUUUAUGAAAUAUCGUUUCAAAGAACUAAAAUCCAAAAAGAAAAGAGUCACGAGCUGCAGUUUGUUAAAUAUUGAAAAAGGUUUUAGGUUGAUAUAACAUUAAUAUCAACAUUUUUAUUGAGAUCCUACGUAGAUUUUAGAAGAUAAUAUAAUGAAGUUAAUGAUUUUUUCUGAAGGAGUUGCUUUGUCCUGUUUUUGUAUUGUUAGAUAAGAAUCAAAGGUUACUGUCACAAAUUAUGCAUCAAAGUGUAUCAUCACCAAGUGAAGAUGAAUUAAGGAAGAAAAGAGCUCUUCUGGCAGAUGCCGCUGAAAAAAGACGGUAACUUUCAGCACAAUGUAACUUUGAUUUUAAAAGUUCUUUUUCACACCAAUUUUUGCAACAGAUUGUGCUAAUCUGCAUUCAUUGAUUUCAGUGGUAGUAUUUUGCCUCUUUUAUAGUAUAUCCCGAAGCUCUCAACUAGCCCCAUAUUUUGGUGUUAACAUCUUGAUUGCCAUAGAGAGAUGAAAAAUUCCCAUUUUUGAAAUUAUGGGAUUGGUUGGCGUAUUCAGAGAGAACAAGAUGAAAAAAGCCCCCUCUGCCAAAAAUCAACCUGCUAGUGCAAAUUGGUGAGGAGGAGCUAUGAGCUCUGGUUGCUCUGAUGGCUCCAUACAAUCCAUUUGAAAUAGAGUACUAAAGUGUGACGUCAUAAAAAUGAAAUUUCUGAAAUUAUGGGAUUUGUCAGGAUAUUCUGAAAGAACAAUGUCCAAGAGGCCUACUUGCCAAAAAUGAGCAUUUGGGGGCAAAUUGUCUCUGAAAUGGUAGCCCAGUUAUGCUUACAAAACUCCAUACAAACCCUUCUAAAUUUUUUUUGGGUCGACCCAAAAAAAAAUUAGAAGGGUUUGUAUGGAGUUUUCUGAGUAUAACUGGGCUAGGAUCUCAGAGACAAUUUGCCACGAAAUACUCAUUUUUGGCAAGUAGGCCUCUUGGACAUUGUUCUUUCAGAAUAUCCUGACAAAUCCCAUAAUUUCAGAAAUUUCAUUUUUAUGACGUCAUCACUUUAGUACUCUAUUGCCUUGGAUCUUAGCAUUAAUGAUUCAGGCCUAUACUAUUUUAGAGGGAUUUGUGUAGAGCAUAAGAUUAAUCUCCACCAAUUUACACAAACAGGCUGAUUUUUAGCAAGUGAACAUUUUUUGUCGUGGUCCUUCUAGAUGUGCCAACGAAUCCCAUAAUUUCAUGAAUUUAGCUUUUUUGACAUCAUCAUGUCUCUUCUGUAUUAGCUGAGCUGCUUUCUCAGUAGAAUAGAAACACUAUUAAAAAUGUCAGUUCUACAGCAUCCCAUCUGUUGUGCAGCUUCAGGCUUAACAUUAGUGUGCUCCAUGGGUUUCUCCUUGUAACUUGUCACUGCAACAAAUUGCCCAGAGUAUGGCAAGCUCAUUGUUUAAUUUCUUGCCCCUAGACAGAAGAAAAUAAAUCACCACAAGAGAACAGAAUAAAUUCAGUGAUUAAUUAGUAUAGGUAAUAGCAUGUAGUGAUAUUUGGCAUAAAUACCACGAGUAAUAUUUCAAAAUUGUUAUACGAAAUUUCACGAGCCGUUGGGCAAGUGAAAUUUGAGACAAUUUUGAAAUAUCACGAGUGGUAUUUACGCCAAAUAUCGCAUACAAAUCAUGCUACUAUUUGUUUAUACUACUACCCACAAAGGGUUUGUAAUUUUCACAUGUAGGUAUUUCAAAUUAAGCUGAAAUACCACUGCUCUAAGCCAAUCAAAUUGCAGUAAUUUUUCAUGUAGUAGUAUAAUACCUUUAAUUGGCUGUAAGAAUCAAUUUUUUGGGACUGUACACAAAUAUGUAAGAUGAAAGCUUGCACAUUAAUGACGUAAUUUUAAACCUACAUAAUACAUCUGAUCUGAUCAUUUAAUUUGUCACAAAAGUAUUGAAAUCUAGUUAUUAUUAUAGUUAUGAAGUCUUGUGUUGAGAUCUUUGAAUUUAUCAGGCAAGUGUUAAUUUUGUUAUUUCUUGAUAUACCAGUUGAUAAAACCCUUUUUUUUUGACAGUGAGAGUGCCUCAAAUACUGCUGUAACAUCAGCAACAUCCACUGCUAGUUCAGAUAUGGUUCUGGAAGGUGGCAGCAAGGAUGGACUAAGUGACAAUGAUAACCCCCUUCGUGAUGAAUUUGAUGAUUCUCCCCUUCUUUUUCCUGAGUAAGCAUUUGCUCCACUUAUAAUUUGGUCUACAGUAAUUUCUGAAAGUGUAGUAGCAAUCAAGCAAACUUAAAAUGGUUUUUGCUUUAUCUGUUCUUUAUUGAAUCAUUUGAGACUUGAGGCGAAUAAACCAUCUUCAUUCGAAACAUUGUGGGUCCCAGUGUUAUUUUUAAUUAAACAAUCUAUCCAAAUAAAACUGAAGUGCUUAUCAAACCUGUUCAAACCAACCCCCUUCCCACCCCCACCCCAAAGCCCAACAACAGGCUCUUUCAUCUUUGUUGUAUGCCAGAAACACAUAUUUUUUCUUCAAAGUAAUUUACAGUUAGACAACUGUAUGUUCAUAAUCUGUAAAGUAAAGGCUCUUGAUAAAACUUUUGGUGUUUGUUAAUAUUAUAUUGCUUAGAAUUUUAGUGAUUCGUUGAAGUAACUUGUGUUUAUUUGUUUCAUUUUAAUUUAGUACACCCCCACAAGCUCCUUCAUCAGAAGAAAUUCUGCAACAUUUUGUGACAGGGGUGAGAUAGCAAAUUGAAGAGCAAGUACAUCAAAAUACCUUGUAUACUCAGAAUAACAUUGUGUUAAUGGACCAUUUGCAUCGUUUUUAAGAACUAUUAAUUGACUGACGACAGUUUCUCCUUUUCCAAAUCAUGGCAUUUCUAAACAUUAAAUUAGUAAUACCCCUCUCCUCCAUCUGUGUUAAUAGGGAUCUUAAGCAAUGACAACAACGAUGGCAGUGAAAACAUCACUAAAAAAGAUAAAUGAAUUUGCCUCCUUUCAAAUUUUAUCAGUUCUAUUAUUUUUUUGGAACAGCUCAAUUCAUCAAAUGUUGGCAACUUUUCCUGGAGUUGAAUUCUUAAGUGCUUUAUCCAUGUUCAAAUAGAUCUAGGAGGGAAAAUUUGUCGUAGUAUGUCCACAUCCUCUAAAACAUUGCAUUGGGAGGUUUUACAUCGUAGUCGUGCAGUGGACGUCAAAGAAAUGUACUAAAAAGUGUGAUGCACAUGCAGAGCAGUUGUUUUGCUCACAAAACCAAUUGUUCUUUGGUGUUGUUGUUGUUAUCAAUAGUCGUCGUCCCUUAAGGUCCCUAAUAGGCACUCUAAAAACCCCUUACAAAACAACCAAGCACAUUCAUUAAUUAAUAAUAAUAAUCCAAGUGCAUGUGCCUUCUAUAAUGACUGCCUUACCACACAUACAUGUAAUCUGUACUGGUAUGUAUUCAUCAGCACAAAACAGGGAACAGUUUGAGUCAUAAUCAUUCUCAUGUUUUUCCUGUCCUCAGGGAGCACCCCUUUCAAGCCUUAACAUAGUUCCUGUGUGUUCUCUACAACUUCCUCCUCUAGUUCCCCAACCUGACCACACUGUUUUAGUGAGAGUGAGUUCUUCAAUAUUAAACUUCUGUUUGUAAUUUACAGUUAACACGAAAGUUACAACCUCUUAAAUAAUGCAGCUUAUUAUAAUCAAAUGCUUUCCCAGUAAAAAUGUUUUGCUCUAGCCAAUUACUCACUGUGGCAAAGAUAGAUAUUAAGAGUUGAAAAUAAGAAAAAUUUUGCAUCUCCACUGCAAUGACAAUUCUUUUUUUUUACCAUGUUAGUAAAAUUGUAAAAAAUACUGACAAAAACAGUGACAUGAAAAGUUAGGGUUACAUAUUCUUCAUAUAUCAUUGUUAUUAUUCAUAUCAAUCAGAAGUAAUGUUAUACUACAUUAAGUAUCUGAUUUUGCUUACUUAUUUUUGUGUGCGUGUGUUUCAGGCAUCUUUGAACUGUAAUUUUGCAGAACCUCCAAAACCAUCUUACAAGAACUAUAGGUAAUGUACUUGGUGGCAAGCAUGUCAUGUGUUCAAGUUUGUAUAUGCUCAUUUCCUUUUAUUGACAGUUGAUAAUAUUGAUAAUAUUGAUAAUUUUUGCAAAGUGCCCAUAGGUAAGCUUUGCAAAUGGGCAGUUUUUAAACCCCUGUGUCAUUUGCCAUCUAUGGCUUGUGGAUCAUGGUAGGAACUUGGAUUUCUCAUUUUCAUGCAUUCCCAAGGAUAUUUCGGACAGUAACCAAAUCCUGUUCUUUAAUUUUGAUAAAAUCUUUUUCCAGUCUUAAGUCAUGUUUUCAUCGAGCGUAUACCACAGUCCACCAAGCAUCAGUUGUUCUUAAGGUUGGUAGUGCUAUCCACCAGAUAAAUCACUAUCCAGUGGAUAUGUAUAAGGGAGACCAAUAAUACACAAUCCAGUGGAUAGAGAUUUAUCGAGUGGAUAGCAUUAGGGCAACUGGGGCCUGAAAAGUCACUUGUCACUUAUGAGGUUUACUUUACUUCGCUAGGAAGUUUUCAUAGCAGUGAACCACAUAAUAUGUUUCUGGUUGUGUUUGAUUUCAGGGACAAAUGGGAUAGAAAUCACGUGCGAAUGCCUUGCUCCAGCGAAAAUCUCUACCCAGGAGAGGUGAUAAUUUUUUUUAAAUGUACGGUCUGAAACCACGAACAAAAUAUUCUGUGUUUGACUAAGGAAGUACUGUACAUGAGAAAGAGGAUGAAAGAAAACUUGUUUGGUAUUCUUCAGUUGACUCUAAAAUAUUAAUGACAGUUAAUAAUAACAAUAAUAAUAAUAAUAAUAAUAAUAAUAAUAAUAAUAAUAAUAAUAAUAAAAACACGUGUUUAAGUCCAAGAUGAAGUCAAUGAAAGAAGAAAAGUGGAAAAACAAAGCAUUGCAUGGCCAGUAUCCAAAGAUCCUAGAGAAGCCUUAUGUAGACACAGUCACCACCAACAAAUGGUUGUCAAGUAAUUUGAAAGGAGAAACAGAGGGACUACUUGUAGCAGCUCAAGACCAGGCAAUAAACACCAGAAACUACCAGAAAGUAAUAUGUGGCCAGUAAGUGGAGAGCAAAUGCAGAUUGUGUUCACAACAUGAAGAGACAGUGGACCAUAUUGUAUCUGGAUGUGAGGUAUUAGCGAAAACAGAGUACAUCUCCAGGCACAAUAAUGCUGCAGCGUAUCUCCAUUGGAGCAUAUGUAAAGAUCAUGAUAUAGAGAUUACAGACAAAUGGUACGAACACGAACCAGAGACCAUGAUACACAAUAAAGAUAACAACAUCACCAUCAUGUGGGACAUGCCAGUCAAUACUGAUAGAACUAUAACAGCGAACAGACCAGAUAUCAUUGUUAAUGAUUCAGUGAAUUCCACCUGCAAACUUAUUGAUAUGACUGUUCCAUCAGAUAGAAACAUCGCACUGAAGGAAACUGAAAAAAAAUGCAAGUACAAAGACCUAGAACUAGAAAUACAGAGAAUGUGGCAUAUGAAAACCGUAGUGAUCCCUGUGGUUGUUGGUGCGUUUGGUACAGUNAAUACUGACAAAAACAGUGACAUGAAAAGUUAGGGUUACAUAUUCUUCAUAUAUCAUUGUUAUUAUUCAUAUCAAUCAGAAGUAAUGUUAUACUACAUUAAGUAUCUGAUUUUGCUUACUUAUUUUUGUGUACGUGUGUUUCAGGCAUCUUUGAACUGUAAUUUUGCAGAACCUCCAAAACCAUCUUACAAGAACUAUAGGUAAUGUACUUGGUGGCAAGCAUGUCAUGUGUUCAAGUUUGUAUAUGCUCAUUUCCUUUUAUUGACAGUUGAUAAUAUUGAUAAUAUUGAUAAUUUUUGCAAAGUGCCCAUAGGUAAGCUUUGCAAAUGGGCAGUUUUUAAACCCCUGUGUCAUUUGCCAUCUAUGGCUUGUGGAUCAUGGUAGGAACUUGGAUUUCUCAUUUUCAUGCAUUCCCAAGGAUAUUUCGGACAGUAACCAAAUCCUGUUCUUUAAUUUUGAUAAAAUCUUUUUCCAGUCUUAAGUCAUGUUUUCAUCGAGCGUAUACCACAGUCCACCAAGCAUCAGUUGUUCUUAAGGUUGGUAGUGCUAUCCACCAGAUAAAUCACUAUCCAGUGGAUAUGUAUAAGGGAGACCAAUAAUACACAAUCCAGUGGAUAGAGAUUUAUCGAGUGGAUAGCAUUAGGGCAACUGGGGCCUGAAAAGUCACUUGUCACUUAUGAGGUUUACUUUACUUCGCUAGGAAGUUUUCAUAGCAGUGAACCACAUAAUAUGUUUCUGGUUGUGUUUGAUUUCAGGGACAAAUGGGAUAGAAAUCACGUGCGAAUGCCUUGCUCCAGCGAAAAUCUCUACCCAGGAGAGGUGAUAAUUUUUUUUAAAUGUACGGUCUGAAACCACGAACAAAAUAUUCUGUGUUUGACUAAGGAAGUACUGUACAUGAGAAAGAGGAUGAAAGAAAACUUGUUUGGUAUUCUUCAGUUGACUCUAAAAUAUUAAUGACAGUUAAUAAUAACAAUAAUAAUAAUAAUAAUAAUAAUAAUAAUAAUAAUAAUAAUAAUAAUAAAAACACGUGUUUAAGUCCAAGAUGAAGUCAAUGAAAGAAGAAAAGUGGAAAAACAAAGCAUUGCAUGGCCAGUAUCCAAAGAUCCUAGAGAAGCCUUAUGUAGACACAGUCACCACCAACAAAUGGUUGUCAAGUAAUUUGAAAGGAGAAACAGAGGGACUACUUGUAGCAGCUCAAGACCAGGCAAUAAACACCAGAAACUACCAGAAAGUAAUAUGUGGCCAGUAAGUGGAGAGCAAAUGCAGAUUGUGUUCACAACAUGAAGAGACAGUGGACCAUAUUGUAUCUGGAUGUGAGGUAUUAGCGAAAACAGAGUACAUCUCCAGGCACAAUAAUGCUGCAGCGUAUCUCCAUUGGAGCAUAUGUAAAGAUCAUGAUAUAGAGAUUACAGACAAAUGGUACGAACACGAACCAGAGACCGUGAUACACAAUAAAGAUAACAACAUCACCAUCAUGUGGGACAUGCCAGUCAAUAAUUUUUUUUUAACAGGCAAUUUGAAUGUAAAAGAAUGAUAAAACAUCUAUUUUAAAACAAAAUAGUUAAAUUUGUCCAAUUAUCUUGACCUGGAAGGGAAAACAAAGAAAAAGGACACUUGUUUAAUAUUACAUGACCCUGUUACACCACUGACCACACUGCUUGUCUCUGAAAUCAAAAUGGCUGCUCAGAUAGCACGAUCAAAGAUUUCAGAUGUCUUGCAAGGCUUUCUUUAGUGGUAAAAAGCCUUAAAUAACAUUAAGAUUAGGAAAAUGUUUGAUUAAAGUUAGAAUUUAUUGUUUACUUUACUUGAAUUUAGCAUUUUUUUACAAAUUAUGAAAUUUUCCCCAAUUGUGCGAUCGGAUGCGAUUUGAGGUCAUAUUUUAUUGUGCCAAAUCGCACCAUUGCGUAAUAUCAGAUGGCCUGGCUUCCCUUUUUUUACGCCAGUUGACUCUAACAUAUCAGACCUUAGAUAUGUCUAGACCACUUUAACAUCUCUUGAGCAUAAAAAUGGCCAAUCAGUUCUGUGUUGCUUGAAGGAAAGAUAGCUUGUUUCCUCUAAUCAGGGUGCUAUUCAGAAGAUUACCAGGUAAUUCAAUGGUGAUUACAGUCAGAAUGUUUCCAUGAAAAAGCUAAAACAACCCACACUUUGGCUUACAUUUGCAUGUCUGUUUUAACAUGGAGUUAACAUGUAUAUCCACCAAACUACUAAAGUACCUGCUUUAAUGUGCUCGAUACUCAAUACUAUUCGGUAAUACUAAUCAUAGACUUUCCUGUAGGAUGCUAUCUUAAAGUACAAUGCUCGUUAUUCAAAAAGGUGGAACUUUGAGGCCCUACACAGCUAUUUUAAUGAGGUAAUAGAUUGCGUGAUAUUUAUUGUAUUAACAUUUUCAAUAUGUCGUCUUUCUUAAUCAUUGUAUAUAUUAUUAAGUUCUCCCAAACAUAAAAGUAGUUUCUUCCAAAUGAUAAGCUUAGCGAUGUGAAUUCCAUACAUGACUGUUUCUUUCUUGUUUACGUACAGAUGUUGGAUACUAGUGCAAGAGAAGAAUUCUUUGAGCAGACAUUACCAGCAAUGGUAACCUUGGCACUUCGUCUUCCCAUUUUGUGUACUCAGGUAUCAGGUUUGAUAACUGUUCUACUUCAUCUUACCAUUUCUUUACCUGAUAUUUACCUGAAGUAGCAGGAAGUGGCGGUAGCUGCCUGUAUGUACUGGCUUAUUUCUGUGCAUUCUUUUGAUAUUGAUGAGUUUAGUAUUAAAUGCAACUGAAAUAAUGUUAACUUUCUAUAGAAUAUCUGAUUUUCACUCUUCUUCAAAAUAAAAUUAUCUCAAAUUUCUGAAGACUUGUCCAUUAAAAUAAUUGCCAUAUUUCAUAUUAGUUGUCUAACAUGUUGCAAGUGCUCACUUUUACUAAGUGCCAUAUUUUUAUUUCUUUCCAGGCAAUUCCUCUUCUAAAACAGCAGCAGAACCACAGUUUAACAAUAAGCCAGGAGCAGGUUGGUUUUUCCCUAGUUCAAUAAUUCUAUUAUUAUUAAUCAGAACCUUAAGGGCAUGUAAUAACACUUAAAAAACUUGGACACCCUAGGAGACCUAAAAGUAAAUCACAUGCUUAUAAAAACCAAACUAGGACUAGGUUUUCCAAAUUUUGUGUUGUUAGUCCUACUAAUAUCCAAGGUGUUCCAGAUGUUCCAGGUGCUCUGUGCUUUAGGGUUUCAGUGAAUGCCAAAUCUUAAGCCUUCAGUGUUCUCACCAGUCUGCGGCCUUGCAGGAUUCCCGCAAGACAAGAACGUGAUGUCAAAAGAUUCAAAGUCUUUAGUUUUAUUUUGUUGACUUUCGUUGGUCCCACAUGCAUUGCAAAGAUUGGUGCAUGCAUCGUUAUCAAAUCGUAAACACAGGUGUAUGCCAUAUUGGAUCAGGUAGGUACUUCAUGUAGAGGACAGAUCAUUUGGAGUGUGCGCUCACUUUGUCCCCCUAAUGUUCUUACAGGGCCCCUAUUUCUCACCAGAGGAGGCCCUGGCACUCCCCAAGGCAUAGUCCUGGUGAGAACACUGAGCCUUAGGCAGCGAUGGAGAUGUUGAUGUACAUGAAGGUACCAUGCAUUAAUAACAAAAACCUGUUGCUGAAAAUUUAGAUGUCACUAGCUCUGUAAAUUUUUACAUCUAAGAAGAGCCAGUGCUCGCAUGAUGUCUGACAACACAUACAUGUACAAUUAGUUUGCCGUUCAUCAGGCUUGGCAUUCGGAAAUCUUUCACAGAAUUUAUCACACUGAACAGGUUGUAAGAUCAAUUCAUUUAAUAUGAAUGUGACUGUUUGAACUUUUAUUGCAGGCUGCUUGUUUGUUGGCCAAUGCCUUUUUCUGUACCUUCCCAAGAAGAAACUCACACAAGCAUUCAGAAUAUUCAUUAUUUCCAGACAUCAAUUUUAAUAGGUAAAGCUAAGUUACCUUUUUUAAAAUUUUUUUUGCUUCUUUCUUUUAAACUAAAAACUGAAAAUGAAGAAAUGAUCGUCGCAGUGAACGCAAUUUAUGCAAUUGCGUAAAGAAGCCUGAAAGAAGUUCAGGACUUCAACGGGGUUUGAACCCAUGACCUUGCGAUUACCGGGGCGAUGCUCUACCAACUGAGCUAUGAAGCCACUGGCGCUGGGAGCAGGACAAUAAUAUUGUGGGUUCAUAUGUUCCUGUGAAAGAAAUGAUUGUCAGAAAAAAAAGAACAUCAAAAAAUUGCAGUGGACAAAUGAACCUAUGCAAUCUGCUUUAUUUGUUGGAUAUUUUUAAGGUUGUUCCAAGGUGGGAAAGGAGGAACAAAUUCAGUCAAAACGGAAAAACUACGAGCUCUUUUACAUUACUUUAGAAGGAUAACAAGGGAAAGUAAGUGACUUGAUAGUUUCUGUUGAUUAUUCCAAAACAGGUUUGGUCACCAGUUAUGUUUACAAAUGUGAACCUCGUAUAUAACUGUUCUGUUAAGAGAGAAACAAAUUGUUUUUGGUUGCUUUAUUGAAUUAUUAAUACUAAGCUUGAUGACCAGCUGCUUUUCGGAAAUGGAGCCCACAAUGCUUCCCUGAAAGACUGGACCCAAGAAAGGGAAGCAGAAAAUCAAGUGUAACCUAAAGAACACUGUACAGUGGUCUCUUAUCAAGAGUUAACCCUUUAAGCCCCAACAUCAACAUGCAUCUUCUCCACACUGUUCUUCAUACAUUCCCUAUGGUACUGCUUGAGAGAAUUUGUUCUAUCAUCACGACAUUUCAUCUUUGGUGAUCAUUUCCUUAAUUCUCAUGACCUGUCUGUUUGAUCAGGCAGUGCUAUUAUUGGGAGAAAUUAGAUGUGGGUCACUAUUGGGGCUUAAAAGGUUAAUACAUGUACUGUAGAGACCUUGGCCAUUUUGACAUCCUCUUCAAAUGAUUUCAUUACAUUCACUGCAUAUGUUGGAAAGAGUUCAAGCUCUUUAAAUACUACCUAUCCAUUUUCCAUGCAGCCCAGUCUCAACUUUCCCACAACAAGACUCAACAAAUGUCAAGACUAUUUGAUGGCUGGUUAUGUUAUCCUUCUAAUGGAGACAGACUUCAUGUUGUUGACUUGACUUGCUUCUUUGUGACCAUACCAUACUUGUAAUUUCUCAGACAUACAGUUAAACUAGAAGCUUGCACUAAUGCAGAAGGAUAAAAUAUAUUUAUUGCUUCUGGGAUAUGGAUAGAGGGCAUGAAAUGAAUAUCUUUGUGUGAAUAAUUUUGCAGGACUCACCUGUUCAGGUGUCAUCAGAUAAAAGCUGUUACUUAUUCAUGUUUAUUAAUCUGUUUUAGGGGAUAAAAAUGUUUACAAUGCAAUAACUAUAAUUUUCUCUUGUAUGUUAAGUAUUAAAAGGAACCAUUUCAAAUUCCAUGAUCACUCAUCCCUUCCAUAAUCUCUUUCAUCACAGUGCCGACUGGGACACUGACAUUUCAACGGCAGGCUGUCAAGUCUACAGGCUGUCCUGUUUGGGAAAGGUAAAUGUUAAAGAGGCCAUUUCGUGACAGAGCCCACCACUACAAUAUGUAACACAACUCUCCUGCCUUAGUAAAUUUCUGUAUAUGUUACAGGUCAAAUUUGAUUUCAGGUCAAUUUCCUUGGUUUGUAGCCUUAAUUCAUGAAUAAUCAGGACUAGGAGACAAAGGAAAUCGAGAAUUAAUCUAGGUUAAAGAAAUUUAACCUGAAAUCAAAUUUAACCUGUAACAGAUACAUUAACCCAUUCGCUCCUGGAGAUUUUGCCGAAAAACGCGUUUUGAAGCUAGUCGAGUGGUUUUCUGGUCACUGUCGUGCUAUAAAGAGUUAAAACUUACCACAAACCGGUUUACAGGUCGUACACUUCAUGGCCUUCUGAUCCAGAUGCAAAAUAUCAGCUUGCGAAGUUCGGGCAUGCGCAGAAAGCUGGGUUUAAAAGUGACACAGUAGUCUUGACUUUUACUUUUCGCUUUCUCUCCUCCCCUCUUUUUUCACUUUUCUUGCCUUAUUUUGUUUUUCUCUUGCUGGGCAUUUAGUAGGCUUCAUUUUGGUGGGAAUAGUUUUUAGGAAAGCUUUUAGGAUCUUAGGAUUAGGUGAAAGGAAAGGCAGGUGGGCAAUGGAACAAGAUUUUCAUGGAGAUUUUCAGGUCAAUGUUACAUGGUUUUUUGCCUCUUUCUCCGGUGUCCUUGACUGAAUUGUGCUCAUUCUGGUAUGGUUUGAAAGAUCUCUUCACUCUGCACAAGUUAGCGGACAAAGUUGUCCUUGACCGUUAAAACUGAUGACGUCACAAAGGGUAGAAAGGACGUGGAUCCGCACGGGCGGUUGCUGGCGGUUCAGGGGCGAAUGGGUUAAGUAAACUGUUGCAUAAUUUAAAAACAAGAAACAAACCAGGGAAAAGCAGUUGACCAAAAAACACAAAAAUCAUUUAUCUUUAUGUUUCAGUUGUUCUGCCACCUUUGGUAAACUUCAUGUGUCUUCUAAAGGAACUAUAGAAGACAAUGGAGCAGGAUUCCUUCAGGUGAGUUCCUUGAACAGACUGAAACGACUAUAAAAACUGUACUCACCCUGACAAAGGUCUAACAUUUAAAAUCACUAGUGUUUAGAAUCUCUUAAUGUUAGCGUCUAUAAUUUAGUUGAUAGAACCAAUUCUUGUGUUUCACACAGUAGCAACAACACGCAGGGUGACCAACCCCGAUUUUAUCCUCCCAUCAAGAAAAAAAGGUUAUGAGAAUUGAUAUAGGAUCACUAAAGGGAAAAUGCUUUGAUCUUUAUCAAAUUCUCUCAACUAAUGUUUAAUACAUAAUAAACAAUAAUUCAAGGAAUUGUUUGGACAUCAGUCUUGUAUUUGUAUUUUGGGUUACAAUCCAUGUUUAAGCCCUUGUUUGUAAUUUAAGCCAGUUUAAUUUAAAAAGUUGAUGUAGAUUUAAGUAAUAGCUCCAAAAUAUUCAAAUUUCAGGUUGAUUUUGCCAACAAGUACAUAGGAGGUGGAGUUAUAGGAGAGGUGAGGUUGUAUAGACUGACUCCAGUAUGUUUAAUGCAUUAAAGCGCAAUUUAAAGAGGUAACAAAAAAGAGUGCGUUCAGAGCUAGCGAUCUGUAGCAGGUGUUUCCGUGCAGUUUUGGAGCAAAGAAUGAGGAAUGAGAGUCAAAGACCAAGCGAAAAAUGGGGCUUUUGUUCCAUUUUUCACGCAGCCAAAACCGAAAAUCCCAUUCCUCAUCAUUCCUUGGUCUUUCUUUGCUCUGGAACCACACAGAAACGCUUUCUCUGCAGGUUGAGCGAUAUGUGGUUGUUCUGUAUGCCCAAGCAAGGGAGUUUUCUACCUUGUUCACGUAAUUUGGUGCAUAUGGAGUUUUCCUCAUGCAGGAAGUAUGUGCCCCUUGUUUUUGUUUUUUUCUUUUUUUCUUUUUUAUCCACUGAUAUUUUUCAGCAUGAGAGGUGCCUGUCCCAGUCAUGUUUACUUGGUUAUUUCUUUAUUACGAAAUAACUUAAUUACUACUAUGUGCACUCUGAUUGGUCAAUUGAAGAGGGUAACCACUCUUCGUGUUUUUGUUGUUGCUGUUGUUGUUUUUUGCAUUCUUUCUGUUUUUCAAGCACCAACUCGGCUAUUUUAUCUUUGCAUAAUGUGUGAAAUCUUUUACCAUUUUCCUCGACUAAACAGCUUGUUGUUGUUGUUUUGGCAGGGCUGUGUACAAGAAGAAAUCCGAUUCCUUAUCUGCUCUGAAUUGAUUCUCUCUCGGUUGUUUAUUGAACGACUUGAUGCAAAUGAGUGUAUUAUUAUAACAGGUAAUUUAUUGUACCAUAGUACCUACAUAGCCAGACAGAUUACAGAUCCACCACUACUUUGGCCUGUUCCAAGCUUUCAGUUAGACAGAAACGGCAAAUAGAAGAAAAGGCAUAGAAAAAAAUGAACGGGUAAGGACUGGGGAGAGAGAAAGUUCCCGCCCUUUCUUUUCCCGCUGUUUUCUUGCUCACGGCGACUUCCGAGAGCCUGGAGCAGACCACUACCCUUUUAUCAUUAUAACAGGCAAUUCACAAUACUUCUCCCUCAUAUCUUGAUAUUAACCCUUAUUAUUAUAUUCCUGAAUCCGCGAGCGGCAAGAUGAAGCAAAUCCUGCAUUCUGAUUGGCUACCCGAGCGGGGACCAUCUUGCCCGGCUCGGGAUUUCCCGCGUCGGUCCCGCAAGUAUAAAGUUCUCUUUUUGGCCAUAUAAUAAAUCCUUUGUUGACCAAGCUUGUUGGUUCAAGAUGACUGAAUAUUGGCCUCGUUCCUUUUUGUGUUUUUAACCAGUGUCCAGCCAUCUUGACCUAACAAGCGUGGUCAGUAACUCAUACCGGUAUCUAAAGUCAUGGCAAAAAUAAUGUCCUUAACCUCUAUACAGUGUAAGAGGUAAACGACGUUAUAUUAAAUCGAUUUACUGGAUUGUGUUUAAAGGGCUGUGAUUCCUGAUAAACUGGUUUUACUGGAUUGUGUUUAUACUUGUUUGAUGGUUUGUGUGUGUAGGUGCUGAACGGUACAGUGACUAUGUUGGUUAUGCACAUACGUUCAAAUGGGCUGGAAACCAUGUUGAUCAAACAACACGGUGAGAAAUUACUGUAUUUCUUCCUUUAUAUUAGCGCCCAGGAAGCCCUAAUUUAUUUCGGUGCUCCACGACUUAGUGCUUUCUAGAAGCUUGGGAUUUAAAACCUUUGUUUUAUUAGAAAUUCACAUACAUAAUCUCUAGUUUAGCUCACAAAAUGCGCCAUAGUGCCUAACAAAGUGAUAAUAAUAUUGUUUAUUUUUUUUAUUUUUUUGAGGCGGUUGGGGGCUGUGAACGCAGUCUUUUUUGCGGCUGCCGCUUUUUUGCCGGAACUAUUUAUUUUUACUCUCUAUAUAUCUAUUUGUUUCAAUCUCGCCGGAGAGAAGUAACCUCUCAGAAUAUGACAACAAAAUUCACCUAUCGUAAACUGAAAAAGCUCGUUCAGUAUCUUGCGCCCUUUUUUUCCAAGGUUAUUUGUCCCUCGCUUAUAACAUGUUGAAUAUUAAAUCUUUUUUUUUAUUUAUUAGUAAAUAAUGUAUUUUUUCCAGAGACUCGUGGGGACGGCGGAACACUAAGAUAGUGGCAAUAGAUGCGCAUGUAUUUCGUUGUUACACGGACCAACUUGAAGCUGGUCUGCUUAAGCGAGAACUUAACAAGGUAAUAUGCAAACUAUUUAACUUAUCGCUUCCUCUGCUUUUGCAGUUAAGGGCCUGUUUACAUGGAGGUGAGGGACCCCAGGUAGGUGAGGUAACCCGCUUAGGUGGGGUAACCCGCCUGUCCAUAUAAUCUCUCAUUUCAAUUUGAUCACGUUUACAUGAUAGGUGGGGUGACCCGCCACAUGUUACCUCACCUACCUGGGCUCCCCCACCUCCAUGUAAAAAGACCCUAACUUGGGGUCUUGCGGGCAGGACAAUGAUUUAAAUCAGAAGAGAGAGGAGAGAAGAACUUUAAUACAGUCUUAGUGGGUCGUUAAAAUGGGAGGCACGUUGUCAUCUUAAGAAACAGCUUAAUAUAGUGAGAGCGCCAGUUGAGGUAAAAAAAAACACUAAAUACUCUCGAUUUUUUGUUGUUGUCGUUUUUUUCAGGCAUUCUGUGGGUUUCAUUCAGACCAAAAAUAUCUCCCAGCCAUUGCUACAGGUCAGAUAAGUUUUAUAUCGGUUAUUUUUAUAUAAAUUAUUUACUUAGUAAAUAGGUGCAGACAAGAGGAGACCUUUGCGGAUUGGCGAUUCUCUUUAUAUAUUCGAGGCGGGGGACUAUUUUUGCGAUCAGUUCAGAUGGGUUUCUCACUGGGAAUUAAUUUUUGCGAUCUUAAGGAAGUUCGUUCAUGAUUAAUUUCGUUUACUAGGGUCAAAAGACAGGCGGGGGAAUAUCCCAAAAAAAAAUACCGUUGUCGUUUUAAGUACGUAAAGUCGGUGUUGUCAUGCUAUUAUGUCGUGCUCUUGCACAUCUGUAGUCGAUUUCACUAAUGUAGGGUCUGAUUCAUGCUAGCCUGCGUAGCAAGCGUUUCCGUUUGGUUUCGGACAAAAGAAAGACCGAGGAACGGGAUUUUCGGUUUUAGCCGCAGAAGAAAUGAAACGAGAGCUAGAAAAAUGAAGGAGGGGGGAGGGGAGGGGGAGGAGAUCUAACCCAAUGGCCCACCCCCUCCCCGCUCUUUUACUUGCGCUAUUUUUCGCGUGGUCUUUGACUCUCGUUCCUCGUUCUUUUCUCGUAAACCGCACGGAAACGCUUGCUACGCAGGCUAGAUUCAUGCUAAUAACCAACUCAAUCGAUAUUUCUCUUCAGAGCAAUGGCGAUGUUUUCUUUUUUAAAAAAAAAAAAAAACUAAGGCUAUGUUUACACUAUACCGGAUAGGCACGAAAACCAUAUCGGAUAUAGCCUUUGUUCACACAUAAACUUGCUACGCAGGCUAGAUUCAUGCUAAUAACCAACUCAAUCGAUAUUUCUCUUCAGAGCAAUGGCGAUGUUUUCUUUUUAAAAAAAAAAAAAAACUAAGGCUAUGUUUACACUAUACCGGAUAGGCACGAAAACCAUAUCGGAUAUAGCCUUUGUUCACACAUAAGAACGGUGAUUUCGGCGCGAUUUCUGUAACGGAACGAAGCUGCGCUCCGCCGAUCUCUAAAGGGGAGAGUCACAUAUCGGAUAGAUGUUCAUACUCUACCGGAAAGCUUUUCUUGUCGGUACGAAAAGUUUUCCGAGACAGUGUGAACAUGGCCUAAUAAUUUUGACCAUAGAGUAAAUUUUGCGAGUUAAAAUUUUGUGGUAGUUUUUAUUGGUGGGAACUUUUUUGCGGAUCGCGGGAAAAAGCCCGCGCAAAAAUCGUAUAAAUGAGAACCGCAUAUAUUCGUAGACAAAAUUCUUUGGUUGCUUUUUGAGAACAUAACCUGACUAACAUUGCUUUUACUUAUUCAGGAAACUGGGGGUGCGGCGCAUUUGGUGGAGACCCAAGACUAAAAGGUACAAGAAAACCGAGUAACUUGUCUUUCUGCUUACAUGAUUGUUCCAACAGUUACAAUUUGCUUGAUCACAUCUUUACUGUUUACUCGUUCUGUUUUUUUUUUUAAAUUUAAACAAGAUAUGGAAAAAUUAAUGUCUAGCAGUUCAGUCCUUUCCUCUGCCGUGCCGUGUCUUUCCCUAUAACACCUAAUCUUCUUAACUGUACUUUGCUGAUCGGUUGUUUUACCAGAUGAUAACUUGUUUGUAUAUCUGGACAUAUCUGUAUGCUAGUUACUAAUCCUAAAGGUGUGCAAAAGGCGCAUAGGAAAUGACCUAGUUCGCCACAAGGUAGCCUGGAUCUGGAAGCAGUCUUUUCCGUUUCCCCUUUAGCCAAGCGAGAGAUGCGCGGGAGACGCGCGAGGGGCCCUCGCGUGACGCCCUCGCUUGACUGAAAGGAAACAGAAACGACUGCCACACAGUCUCACCACCUGUCUCUUUGCAACCUCGAUAUGUUGGUCUCUCUUCUCUCUUUUCCCGUCACAUGGCCUCUCUCCUGUACACCAAGGAACCGGGAGACCCUGGCAACGAGGCUGGUCCGUCCGUUACUCUCUGAGUUCAUAUCUCGUGGAGGACCCUGAUUUCAUCCUUUUCCCACGCUUGACUUAAAAAACAUUUUGUCUUGCUCCUAUCCUAGAUCCACAUUACGCGUCACAUUGUUUUUUUGUCAUCUUCAGGGUUGAUUCAGAUGAUGGCUAGUGCUGCCUGCUCCAGGGACCUUGUUUAUUUCACGUUUGGUGACGUUGUAAGUUUCAACGAUUUUCAUAUAUAUUUUCUUUUCGUCUCGUUUCUUUUCGUUUUCAAUCUUUUCUUGGAUACGGUAGUUAACCAAUAAUAAUAAUACUCAAUUCAUUUACUUACGGAACUUUACAAAUACUUGGUAUUUCUUUAGGGACUGGCAGACGAUCUCCUGGAUAUCCACUCGUUUAUAACAGAAAGAAAGCUAACAGUGGGUAGGUAAAAAGCUGCCGCAGGUAAUAAAUUGCGUUGUUAUCUGCCGUGUAGUAGCGUUCAAAGAGGCCAUGUUCGGGUGAAAUUCCGACAAGCGACAUAGCCUCGUAAAGAUGGCUUAAACACCGAGAAAAGACUAGGGACAUACGUACCCCCGCCCACCUAUGAGGGCCCUUCCGAAGAAUUAUUUCCACUGAGUUGCAGUCAAGACACGUGUGCUCCUUGUUUUGUAGUUGCUGUCUUAUUGAAGUCUAGAUUGCAUUGCCUACGCGGGAGUUGAUUCUUUGUAGCAUGUAACUGAACCCUUGUUUUUUUCGGACCUUUCUUUGCAGGUGAUGUUUGGAAAAUGAUUCAGCGGUACGGAAAAGAAAUUCGUGCGGCGAGCUCUGUGACGGUCAAGCUUUACGUGUUUAUGCGGCAGUUACAAGAUCAAUAUGAAUGCGACACUGACCAUGAACAAUCGGAAGACAAACAAGAACAAUGCGAAGCCACGUUGAGUUACAUUCUAGAACCUGAUUCAGAUUCCUACAAGGAUAACACGCCCUAGAGAUUUUCACUGAAAUUGUGUCGAGUCCUUUUUUUCUAACCUUCCCUUUGCCCUACACCCCCCCACCCCAACAGUCGCCCGUUGAGGGGAGGGAUGGGGCGAAGUGACGGCUGACAUUUCAGACUACUGAGUAUUUCGUUCUUAGUUAGAAGCUAAAAAUGAUACAUUUCGGUUAUUACUCCUUAGCCUGCGAGCAAGCUCUCCAUUUGGGGGAGAGCUUGCUCGCAGGCUAAUUACUCCUGGGAGAUUUAACAAGUGUCACAAAAAGAGUAUCUAAGACAAAUAUAUUUAUAUAGUACAUACUAUCGACAAAUUAUUUUAUGAUAUAUUUUUGUCUGGUUCUCUAUUUUUGUCUUAGCUUCUCUUGGAGGCAUGCGGGUAAAGUAUUAUUUCGUUUUCACGCUUCAAACUAAAAACAAAACGAGCGAAAUAAUUGGUUGAAGAAGUUAUAAGGGCCGUGGAAGAAUCUAUGCGGGAGAAUUACCUAAUUAUAACGUUUUGUGGAAAUAAAGAUCCCUAAACAGUAACUCCUCUCAUGUCUUGUCUUAUGUGCAACUAGUUAUUUUAGAUCGCCGCUCAACGAAGUACAGUGCAACCUCGUUAAUGCGACCACCGUUGGGCCAUAAAAUCCUGGUCGUAAUAACGAGGUGGUCGCAUUAACGGGGUCUUCAAAAUAAUAAAAUGACUCAAUGGUUUUUACGUUUGGUUUGAAAGAAUAUGGCCGUAAUAACUAGGUGGUCUUAUAAACGGGGUGGUCGUAAGGCGGGGUUCCACUGUAACGAGGUGGUCGCAUUAACGGGGUCUUCAAAAUAAUAAAAUGACUCGGUGGUUUUUACGUUUGGUUUGAAAGAAUAUGGCCGCAAUAACUAGGUGGUCUUAUAAACGGGGUGGUCGUAGGGCGGGGUUCCACUGUACAAGUUUUACGGUUUCCUUUUCUUUGGCAAAACAGAAGAAUAAAAAGAGGGCGUAAAGCGAAUUCCCGCCUGGGCUGAAUCGUCUCAAAACAGAACUUGCAAAUGCCGCGGCUCCAACUUAUGGUCAAGGCUAGAGUUAUAUUUUUUCAGAGACAUAUUCUGUGAGUGCAAUAUAUAGUUUAUUCAGGGGGAUAAAUGAAAAUUGUUUUAACCACAAUGUAGGCCCGGUUGUAUGGACUGUAAUACUUGAGGAGCUUAGCCAAUCAGCAGCAAAUUAAUUAACCAAGUUGGUAGACUUGCCUGUUGGGUUAGCUGACCAUGAGAACUUUCCAUUGCAGCAUAUCCUGUGAGUGAACUUGUGAAGAAAGCUUAAUCUACACGUCUUCAUUGACGAUAACGGCCAAAGAACCAAUCAAAUUAAUGCUAGCGGUAAAACCGCUCGAUAGGACUAAGCAUACAAACAGGGUCAAACAGGAACUUCAGUGGGGGUAAAACUCACGUUCAGCUAUAAUCCAGGAAAAUGCUAUACCUUAACAAAUCCUUCUAAUAGACGAUAUUGCUCACCCGGCAAACACUCAGGAACCGUCGUCAGGAAAUAUACCUUGGACUAUAAACUGUUUAUUUUAAUAACAAACUCGCACGUACUACCAGGUUCAAAGUAAUUAUUCGGAUACUCUAUGCACGAGAAAAACCUUGAAAACGACAACACACUCGCCCGUUGAUAUAUAGAGAGAAGACACUUCUCGGCAGUAGGCAGCACAUAUUUUUUUACUAAUCUCUUUCUUUCAAGCUGUAGAGCUAUCUUUGCAAUUUACUCCCUAGUUCCAAUUCAGUUUUCAAAGCCAUUCGACGCCGUUUUUUUAAACCGUUUUCGUCGCGAUACAUACUCAAUGCUUUCCACCUUUCAACUACCCCACCUUAAAGGGUCUACACGGGUCCUGGCCAAUUUUUGAACUGACAAAAACUUGCAUAGGUCCGCCUUUCGUUUUCACGGGACCUGCAGAACCGUGUACGUUUUUGAACGGCGAUCAGUACUGUAAUCUGUAACAGAAUUUGCACGGUUCCUUGUAAAGGUAAAAAAAUUCGUCCGUUCAAAACUUUUCCGGGCCGUGUGAACUUAGAGAUGCUCGGUUCCCUCCGAGCCUCCCCUGGAUGUUCUAGGUUUUUUGCGUGCUUUCUGUUAAAGUAGCAUGGUAAAAAAAUGUGAAAUUUUCACACCUCAGAGCAAGACCGAACAAUUAACCAAAGUUGGGCCAUCUGAGAGUAUUAAAUUGAUACCUAAAACAUAUAGACUGUCCUAACACCAAAAUUUCUAAGUACGGUAAAAUAGAAAGAGAAUUUUUUUUGCUUUUAACAAGACUAGGGACAUACGUACCCCCGCCCACCUAUGAGGGCCCUUCCGAAGAAUUAUUUCCACUGAGUUGCAGUCAAGACACGUGUGCUCCUUGUUUUGUAGUUGCUGUCUUAUUGAAGUCUAGAUUGCAUUGCCUACGCGGGAGUUGAUUCUUUGUAGCAUGUAACUGAACCCUUGUUUUUUUCGGACCUUUCUUUGCAGGUGAUGUUUGGAAAAUGAUUCAGCGGUACGGAAAAGAAAUUCGUGCGGCGAGCUCUGUGACGGUCAAGCUUUACGUGUUUAUGCGGCAGUUACAAGAUCAAUAUGAAUGCGACACUGACCAUGAACAAUCGGAAGACAAACAAGAACAAUGCGAAGCCACGUUGAGUUACAUUCUAGAACCUGAUUCAGAUUCCUACAAGGAUAACACGCCCUAG